AGAGAAUGCAGACACUGAUCUUGUGUGUAUAUGGUAAAGAGAACUUUUGUUUUCAGUUUAGAAUUCAGGAGGUGUAGAGAUGACAGAGAGCGAGAGACUUCCACACUCAGUGAUAUAAUAACAGAUCCAAAUGUAGAUGAUGCCAUGGACAAUUCUUCAUAGACUCACGGCCUCCCUGGUAUAGAUAGCAAAGAUGACAUCAACCAGAUUUAGAAGACUUCCCAGUCACUGAAAAGAAAGACACGCAUGAUCCUGUUAAAAAGAGAGACGUGAAGAAGUAUUUCAAAUGCAGUCGCCUUCACUUAUUUCUGCAUCACAACAUUGAGCCCCUGACACUGAGGAAAGCACAGACAACUAAUCCGGAAGAGCAAACUUAGACUACAGCAUGGAUCACAGAGUUCCCAAUCGGACGAUUGUAUUAUUUGGAAACUCUGCAGCAGUCCAGUUUGGACAUGACAAUAUUCUACUUGGAGAAGCACAGAAGUAUCUAAAAAAUGCAGAAGAAAUAUCCAGGAUUGUUUCUGAAAAAAGGAAGUUACCAGACCAUCAAAUCUCAGUGAUCACCAUGAUUGACUUACAUGAAACUGAACUUUACCUGGACUCUGUAAAUCCUCUCAUUGAUCAAAUAGUGAAUGAACAUGAAAUCCACGCCUUCAUCUUUGUGGUGCAACUGGGCCAGUUUACAGAUGCUAAAAAGAUGGCCAUUGAAUGGCUUCAGAGAGUAUUUGGAGAAAGAGUUCUUCAGUUUGUGAUCAUUCUCUUCACGUAUGAAGAGGAAGAGCGUGACUCUAUAAAAGAUGAUCUGAAGAAGAACACAAUUCUACAGCCGUUGCUGAAGAAAUGUGGAGGAAGACAUCACACCUGCAGCAAGAUCAUGAACAACCAAUCUGAGAUGAGUGAACUGAUGAAGAAGAUUGACCAUCUCUUUAUAGAGAAUAAACAGAAGUGCUACACCAGUGGGAUGUACAAAGUACAGUUAAGAGAGAGACAAAACCUGCCAAAGAGUGAAAGUGAUCAAGAAACAAAAGAAAACACAAACUUCAUUGCUAAAACACUGUGUUUGGGAAGCUAUUUGCAGUCUGAAAAAGAAGACAGACAACUGGAUGAUGAAGACAACAGGAAAGCUGAUUAUACAUUUCAAACAGACAAGAGAAGGAAGCAGAUGGCAGAAGAACAGAGGGACGAAAUGGCCAAAGAGAUUGCAACAGAAGAUAAGGGGCUUCAACAAAAAUUUAAGCAGCUAAUUCAAAGACUUCAUCUUGAGAGCUCACUUUCCUAUAAACUGAGAGCUGCAGAUGUUCUUCAGUUAACUGCACAUUCAUUACAGUCUCAUGAGUCUUGUGCCGAAGAGAAACUGGUUCAGACUUUCAUUCAAAAACUACUGAUCAUGGACUACAGAGCAAGAUACAUUAACAAAGAAUCUUUAAAAAUGGAUAACAUACAUCGAAGACACAAUAAUUCAUCUGAAGACGAGGAUGAAGCAUCUGAUGAUAUUUUUAAAGAUUCAUGCUUUUCCAAUCAAGGAAAGAUACAAACAGAUCCUGUUCACUCAAUGGAUGUACAGAUGGCCGUGUUUCAUUGUGCUGAUAGUUUCCUGAAACAGCUGAUGGUGACUAAACUGUCUCAGUGUCAGUAUGCUCUGCCUCUGCUUGUACCUGAUCCAUUCACACAACACAUUGAGUUUCCUCUCUGGACAUUCAGACAAAUCAACAAGAGCUGGAAGACAUUUAGUGAUACAGAUAAAAUUUUUGGUAAAAGCCAGCCAAUCUGUAAGGCAGAAACUCCAAUGGUGUGUUUCUUCAGGUUUGGCUCAGUGUCCUCAUCCAAGUCUCAGCUGAUGAACAGUCUGAUCAAUGAGAAACACAACACAUUCUUCCACAGGAACUGCCCAGGCAGCAGCAGAACCAGAGUACUGAUGGAUGGAGUGGUGGAGAUCGCCUGGUACUGCCCGUCUGGAAAAAACACGGAUAUAUUUACUGAAUGUGUUGCGUUCUGUAAUCUACAUGGUGAUGCAGGAGACCAUGAGAAACAGCUGCAGAUCCUCAAUGAAAUGUCCUCAGUCAAUGUUGUUCUUCUACCACAGCUUGAAAGGAAUGACAAAAGUGCAACAAAAAUCCAAAAUCUAUACAGAGACAGAAAGCCACUCAUUUGCCUCCUUACUGAGAAUGAUUCUACUGUAAUUAAGAUGAGGAAAGGGAAAUACAAAAUAGGUUUGAAAGACAGAAAUCAGUCAGAUGUUUCUGAAGAACUCAGAAGAGCUAUAAAUGAUUGUCUCUCAAUCUCAUCUUCAGAAUCAUCUUCCAUUUUCAGACUUGAAGAUGUGUCCAAACACUCAGAUAUUAGAGUAGAUGAAGAUGAUGAUGAAGACUGUAAGAUGGCAAAAGAAGCAGCUCAGCAGAUGAUGAGAUUACUGAAGAAUAAAGAUCUGACAAAAAUCAAAGAAUCAUUUCUGCCCUGUCAGGGAAAACUGUGGCAUCAGUGGUGUCAGACGAACAAAGAACUACAUCGACCUCAAGGAAAUGAACUUGAAAGGGAAAUAAGUAGAAAACAAACAGAUAAAAAGAAAAUCCGUGAGCUACAACAUGAAUCCAAGAUGAGUGAGUUUAUGAAGUGCUUUAUCAAAGAAAUGAACUUGCAUGCUGCAAAUAAAAAUAUUUAUUUUCUUAAAUGGCUCGGAAUCCUCUUGGAUGAACACACCUCAGUUGAACUUUCUGCUCUACAUCACAAGUAUGAUAAUAAGUGGUCAAGUAUCUUAAAACUGAAAGAGAACAAUGAAAAAUCAGAGCAACUCAAGUCUGAACAAACAGAACUUGAGGAAAUAUCUCAAGAACUUCAAGGUGCAACCUUUGGUUUGGAGCACAUCCUGAGAGAGAUCGGUCAGAUCUAUGAAUCAUGUUCAUCUGUGAAGAAGAACAAGAAAUGUCUGCAGAUUCACUUCUCUUCUCUCCCGAGUCUUGCAGCAGAGAUGAUGAUCUCUGGAUUUCCUCUGGAGCUAAUGGAUGGAGAUGCUGCUCAUGUUCCUGUGAUCUGGAUCUCUGCUGUUCUAGAUGAACUCAUCAGGAAACUGGGAGAUCAGAGAGUGUUUGUGCUGUCAGUUUUAGGGAUUCAGAGCUCUGGGAAAUCCACCAUGUUGAAUGCCAUGUUUGGACUGCAGUUUGCCGUCAGUGCUGGCAGGUGCACCAGAGGAGCUUUCAUGCAGCUGGUCAGAGUGACAGGGGAGAUCAAAGCACAGCUGAAGUUUGACUAUAUUCUGGUGGUUGAUACUGAAGGACUUCGUGCUCUAGAACUGGCUGGAAGAUCAACAAGACAUCAUGACAAUGAAAUGGCCACAUUUGUUGUGGGUCUUGGAAAUCUGACAUUGAUAAACAUCUUUGGAGAAAACCCAUCUGAGAUGCAGGACAUUCUUCAGAUUGUUGUUCAGGCCUUCCUGAGGAUGAAGAAGGUCAGACUGAAUCCCAGCUGCAUGUUUGUGCAUCAGAAUGUUUCAGACAUCACAGCUGGAGAGAAAAACAUGGAGGUAAGGAGACGACUGCUGGAGAAACUGGAUGAAAUGACAAAACUUGCGGCAAAAGAGGAAGUCUGUGAUGCAGAAAGAUUCAAAAAUGUAAUUAAUUUUGAUGUUCAAAAUGAUGUGAAAUAUUUUUCACAGCUUUGGGAGGGCAGCCCACCCAUGGCACCACCAAACCCAAACUACUGUGAAAAUGUACAAGAUCUAAAGAAAACUAUUCUUUCUCAUGCCUCAAAAUCAGAUGGCAUGAUGUUGAAAUACCUGAAACAACGUAUUCAAGAUCUCUGGGAGGCUUUACUGAAUGAACGAUUUGUGUUCAGCUUCAGAAAUUGUCUUGAGAUUUCAGCAUACAAGAAGCUAGAGACAAAAUACAGCAAGUGGACCUGGAGUCUCCGCAGUGCCAUGCUGGAGACUGAAAACAAGCUACACAACAAAAUAGAAAAUGAAACAAUUCAUGAGGUUGAGGAAACACAUCUUCAAAGAGAACUGAAAGAGAAAAGUGGAGAAGUGAAAAAAUCUAUGUUGGAAUUCUUUGAGAAAGACAUAGAUAAAGAAAUUCUGAUUCAAUGGAAAACUUCAUUUGAGAUAAAAAUCAAAGAGCUUCAAGAAAACAUUGUGAGAGAAACAAAGAGGAAAUUAAAUGAAAUUCUUCAGCAGCGAGAUCUGAAGAAAAAGAUUGAAGCUCAGAAGACACAUCAUGAAAACACUCUCUUUGAAAAGAGCAAAAUAUUUGCCUUAAAAUUCAAAGACAAAGCAAAUGAUGAAGAAACACUGAAGAAAGAGUUUGAUUGCUUUUGGGAAGAGUGUGUUAAGAAAAUCAUCACAGACACUCCUCAAAUCAAAGACAUUGACAUAUUAAGAGACUUGAAAGAGCUCCUCAGUGACAUCUAUAAAAGUGCUCCUGUUGACCGCAAGAGGGCGAGCAGGGAUAUUUUUCUUGUGCCAAAUUUUUCAGAUUAUGUACAGUUAAAGAAAUCCAGUGGAAAAAAAGGAACUGUUAUAAAUUUCUACAGAGGAGCAAAAGAUUGGCUUGGAUUUUCUCUGUCUAAAGAGGAUGAAACCAGAAUAAAAACUUUAAUUACUGAUGUUGCUCACCAAACAGACAAAAUGAUUAUGUCAUACAAUAUUGCAAAGAUGGGAUACAACAAAAGUUAUAUUCAAAAAGUCACAGAUUACAUCAUGACAAGAGUAACAGAACAUCAACAAGGACCAGUGAACUAUGUGCUUAAUAUUCAGUUCUUCAUGGAUUUAGCACUUUCCAUCUUUAAGAAAGCAAAUGAGAAAUUCACUGACCAACACAAAAUGUUCAGGAAAGCAAAUGAUCCUCUUCUCUAUUUGGAAACAAAGAAAGAGGAGUACUUCAGUAUUUUCCAGAAAUACUGUUUAGGAGCAGCAUCAACUGCCAUUUUUGGUGAGAUCAUCUGUCAGAAACUGAAAGAUCCCAUUGAACAGAGUGUCUACAAAAACACUGCCAGAGAUUUAGCAGAUGAAAUAAAAACAAACUGUGAAUCACUGAAUGGAAACAGAUCUAAACUGGAGAAACACAUCCUGAAGACACUGGCAGAAGAGGAGAAUUUUGACAUGGACAUGAACUACAUUAAAAAUCCCAGAGAUCACUUCAUGAGAUUCAUCAGAGCUGAAGUCAGUCAGUACAUCACUGAUAAGUUCAGUGUCAGUGUUCGGCCCAAGAUGAUGAAGAACAUCAAACUCCUGCAGGAGAAGAUCAUGAACGCAGCUCAUGAAUCUACUGAACAUGUUCAAGUGAACAGUGGAGAUGUUGAUUUGUGGUUGAAGUGUUUCACACAGAAGCUCUCAGAAAUGCUGAUAUUCUCUGAAAGAGACCUCAGUGGAGUUAAUCAUGAUGAUUUUGAUGAUGUCAACCUCAUAGAAGAUGUGAUAAGCAAAGAACUUCCUGCUGUAAUAUAUGACAUAAGCAGUAAAUUCAAUAGAGUAUCUUUUGAAGUAAAUCUGGAACAUAAGGACAGGCCAGAUGAGAUUCUGAUUGGUCACUUGUGUCAGUGCUGUUGGGUUCAGUGUCCUUUCUGUGCUGCCAUUUGCACCAACACAAUAGAAGACCACGAGGGAGAUCACUGUGUUUCUUUCCAUCGAGUUAAUGGACUUAACGGGACAUACUAUAGGGAUACAACAAAUUUGUCUACUCAGAUCUGCACAACAGCUGUAGCAAGUAGUGAUCUUUCAUUUUAUCCAAAUGAAUCAGAUGAAUUAGUCCUCUGGAGAGAUUACAGAACAGCAGGUCCUCAUUUUGCUAACUGGUGCAUCACCCCUGAUGUCUCGGAACUGCCAUACUGGAAGUGGUUUGUGUGCAGAUUCCAGAAAGUUCUGGAAAAACACUAUAAUAAAACAUUCCAGGAGAGUGGAAAGAUCCCAGAUAAAUGGAGAGAAUAUACAAAACAGGAAGCUAUUGAGAGCUUAGAUAAAUACAUCUAAUGAAGCAGAUUUAGAAAUAAUUGUUUCUACAGUCCCUGAAUACAGUUUGGAUGCUUGUGCUCCAUGCUUUUGCAUCUUAACCUCUAAUUUUCAUAUCAGAAGCUCGGCACUGUGCUCAAAAACCUAAUUUAGCACCAACACCAAAACAAGAGAUUUUUGUGACUGAAAUAUAACUACAAAAUUACAUAUCCUUUCAAAGUGGUCUAUCAGCCUCCUAUUGCCGGUCGUUUACAUUCCUGAAAUGGGACAACACAGCUGCCUUCACACAGAUGGACGCCAAAGAAAGUCCCUACUUUCAGCUUAAAAUCCACUUGCUGCACAUACUGCAACAGACUUCAAUAAAAGAUUGCAUUUCUUGAACAAAGUUACUUGUGGUUCUGCCACCCCUGAAGGAACACACAGGAAAGUGUCACUGUGGACCACCUCAGCCUACAGAUGGUGAGUCCUGUGAAAAUAGCAUUCCCCGACAGGCUAUACUGAGCCCAGAUAAGCAGCAGUAUAUGUGUCAGAAGAAACUGAUGAAAGUGAGAGCACAAACCAAUGGCAUAAAUGGGGAGCUAGACCCAAAAGUGCUAGAGACAUCAGACUGUCACAAGUAUUACAUAUUGCAGCAUUAGCAUCUUCCACCCCAGAAAUGGAUAUGACCCAACUAGCAAAAACUGGUAUUCUUCCACCCCCAAUACAUCUUGAAUAUAGAUUUGAACCACCAAUUAAUGUGGAUGAAGAAACUGAAAGCAUGCUCAGACAUAGACCACAUCAGUCUAAAAUUGCAGCUAGAAGGUGCUCAAGAUUCAGCAGUUAGCAGUGUUCUGCUGAGAUUACAGCUGAGCCCAACACUCUGAUAGUGGGUGACUCUAUCAUUAGAAGCAUUGAUAACCGGGGGGCUACCACUAAUUGCUGCCUCCUCAGUCAACUGUUUCUGAUGUAAAAAGGAACUUCAGAUCAUCCUGAUGAAUCAUAAGACUGUAAAUUGGGUUAUUAUUACAUGUGGGGAAAAAAUAUAUUCGGGGCGAGCAGUCAGAACUCCUUAAGAAGGAUUUCAAUGAACUCUUGGAAGAUUGAAAAUUAAUUCAUAUGUGGACCACUCCCAGCCCGACGAACAAAUAUGUAUUCUCGGUUGCUCAGCCUAAACACAUGGCUGCACAGAACCUGCAAUAUAAGAAGACUGAACUACAUUGACAAAGUCAAAGAGAACUGUUUAAAUCAGUUGGCCUUCACCCAAACAAACGUGGUGCAAAAGUGUUAAAGGACAAUAUCUACUUCUACCUCCUUCUUCCAUCUGCAAUGUACACAAAUCCACUCAAAUUGGAUGGCACACAAACACCACAGCAGUGUCAGGGUGACCUUGUAUUGAUUGAUAAAUCCUACAAAACAUAGCACAGCCACAACAUUCACUGCUCAGGGACAUAAUCCAGGCAAAGCCCCACCCAUAGGGCAUACUACAGUCGGAAUGUGAUGAAUUGGAACUGUUCCACAUCAUCCUUCUUCUGAUCUCGGUGAACAACAUGCUCGGAAGUUGCACCAGUGGAUUUGUCGGCUUGCCAUCGCCUGCUUCACCAAGCAGUGUAUGCUUUACCUGUUGUGUACCUGUUAGUUCUAUUACUCUGUUCCUCAGUACAAAGAGUUUUACCACUUCACGUUUAUGACUGUGCAUUUCUUCUGUAUAUUUGAGCCUCUGUCGUUGCCACAGUGGAGUGGAAAAGUUUACUCACCCUCCAUUCCUUAUGCUGUUACCAGCAGACAUUUGUCUAUUGGACUGCCAUUGCUCCAGGAAGAAACGGCACAAGAAACGGGUCAAGGGGGGUGGCGUUUUGUUGCAUUUAAGGAGAUCUCUCUGUGCUGCUGCUGCAUCCACACCCGUGGCACUACCCAAUCUCCAUCUGAAUCAGAAUCAGAAAUCAUCCUUGAAAUGACUGGUUUUAUUCAUCAAAAUUCUUAUUCCUGUUUUGAGUUAUUGAGGUUGGCAACCAGGCAUGUCUCAACAUGAAUGCAUGUCCGCAGAAGAUAAAUAAAUCUCCUGGUGAUUUUAACUUCAUGGGUUCCCCAAAGGCUGUUGGUCAGGGUGAAGGUAUAGCUACUAUUUUUAAAAGCUGUUUUAAAUGCUGAUAAUUGCCAGUAGAAACUUACUCUAGCUUUGAGGUUCAGCUACGUAAAUUAGAUUUGCUUAGCCCUGUUCUUUGUGCACUUAUUUAAGUCAAGUCAUUUUUAUUUGUAUAGCGCCUGCACAACACAUCUUUAUUUAGGAUGUAAUAUAGAUAAUAAUGUAACAGGGGAAGUUAUGGCAGGUAAUGCUCUUAAAAAAAUCUGUAACCGAAUUACAUUUUUAGCUAGGAAAGCAGAGGUACUUGAUGUACACACUUUAAAGUUGCUUGCAGUUGCAUUGAUACAGCCUCAUUUUGAUUAUGCAGCAGUAUUCCAAUUUAGUAGUAUUUCUCAAAGAACAAAAGAUAGACUUCAGAAAGCUCAAAAUAAAAUGUUAAGAUUAAUAAUAAAAAUGCAUCCCCAUACUCAUUUUAUAGAUCAUGUUUUUUGGACAAUAGAGGAAAGAGUGAAUUUCUUAAAAUUGGGAAUUACCCAUAAAAUCAUAAAUCAUUUGGUGCCAAGAUAUUUGGAUAACUACAUUGACAUGGUAAAAGACUGGGAUACCUAUGGUACAAGGGGUAGUGAUUAUAUUAUCUACCCAUGCAGGUUCAUAAGUUUGAUGGGGAAAAAUACCUUUUUAUACUCUAGUGCAGUUGUUUGGAAUAAACUACCAGUCUUUGAAGAGUAUAAUAAAUGUGAGAAGUUUUAAGAUAGAGGCUAGAAGAUGUAGUUUUUGAAGGUUUGAUUGUAAAUGAGUAAACUGCUAAACUCAGGCUUGUCUGUAUUUUAAGUGUUGACUGAAAAUUAAUUGCAGUUUUAAUAUGUUGUAAAUUGGGUAUUUUGCAUUGUCACCUAUACGUGCCUAAAUCUUUUUAAAUUACCCAGAGGACCACAAUGGAAAUAAGCUUUUGGCUUUAUUGUGUUUGUUUUUAUCCACAACAGUUUUUGUGAAUUGCAUGGCAUGUAUGUAUAUCAUUGUUGUACAAUUUUUUGUAAGCAAAACUUGUCAAAUACAUAAAAUCAAAUAAAAGAGCAGCUUUACAGAAAAUCAUGCAUUA
This is a messenger RNA of Xyrauchen texanus (razorback sucker), 9096 nucleotides long. RefSeq names its product interferon-induced very large GTPase 1-like. The record is from RefSeq and is a predicted model, not a curated record. The transcript has 6 exons. Gene Ontology annotation, molecular function: GTP binding. The coding region runs from base 386 to 5956 and encodes 1856 amino acids. NCBI's taxonomy places the organism in Eukaryota, Metazoa, Chordata, Actinopteri, Cypriniformes, Catostomidae.